AGAUUACCCGCUGAGCUGGAGGAGGAUGCAUACACUCAUCAGCACGGUUCAGCGCCACCCCUACAGGUUUCUUCUCCUUGGUCCACCGAUGGCCGCGGCUCUAAUCUAGUCGUCCACCCGGAUCAGCAUCAGCACUCACGCCGUCGUGCGGAUAAGGAGGGGAGUUGUGCACCAGGGGCCGGUGGCGCCUACUUCUCUUCCCUCUCUAACACCCCUGUCAAUGAACGGGAAAGCCGUCCACCUGGAAAGCGCCGAGCGUAUCGCAGAAAGAUUCACGUCUACGUUGCAUUGCCCAUCACUAUCGGUAUUGGUGAAGUCAACUUCAUUGUUGUUGUGUGA
This is a messenger RNA of Dibothriocephalus latus, 339 nucleotides long. The record is from the annotation of a GenBank genome assembly. Lineage: Eukaryota; Metazoa; Platyhelminthes; Cestoda; Diphyllobothriidea; Diphyllobothriidae.